CCUGCACAUUGCUCUGAUUGGUGCGUUUGGAUGGUUCAUCCACAGAAGGCUGGUGAAGAGAUCAGAAUGAGGGAGAACAUGGAAAUGAAUCCCGGAUGCCUUCAAGAAAAUGGUCUUUCUCAGAUCCUCAACCUGGUUCUUGAGGAGCUGGGCCUGUUCUACCAGAGAGAUGUCAAUGGGAUCGGAGUAUUGUACAGUUUGCUCCAGGCUCCAUGGCUGCAGUCUUUACUUAAGGUGCAUGAUUGUCUCCAUCAGUACGUAAGAAAGAGACCAACGCCCGUCGUACCAAAGGCUCGCACUCUGUGCAGUGAGGUUGCUGAUGUCCUGCGUGAAUGCGCUCCUUCUGCUGAAUCUCGUGAACUAAGGCGUCUUCUGAGAGGCCCACACGUCAAGGCGCUGCUCUCUGCCCAUGAUAUAGUGGCUCAGAAAGACUUUGAGCCCAUUCUUCCUCCCCUGCCGGACAACAUUCCAGAGAGUGAGGAGGCCAUGAGGAUUGUGUGCCUGGUAAAGAACAAGCAGCCCCUGGGAGCAACAAUUAAGCGUCAUGAAAUCACCGGUGACAUCAUUGUUGCCAGAGUCAUCCAUGGCGGCCUUGCAGACAGAAGCGGUUUGCUGUAUGCUGGGGAUAAGCUGGUGGAGGUGAAUGGCGUCUCUGUGGAUGGUCUGGAACCAGAACAAGUCAUUCAGAUCCUGGUUCACUCUCAAGGGACUAUUGUAUUCAGACUGAUACCGGUUGGUGAUCGCACGGUGAGCAGUCACACAAUGUUGUUUGUCAGAGCAAUGGCGGAUUACUGGCCCCAGCACGAUCCGGCUAUCCCUUGUGCGGAUGCCGGUCUGCCCUUCAGAAGAGGAGAAAUCCUGCAAAUUGUUGACCAGACGGACUCCAUGUGGUGGCAGGCCCGGAAGGCCUCAGACCUGGGCAGGUGCGCCGGCCUCAUCCCCUCUAACCACCUGCUCAAGAG
Pseudophryne corroboree (corroboree frog) is the source of this 962-nucleotide messenger RNA. RefSeq names its product MAGUK p55 subfamily member 4-like. The annotation marks the transcript as partial. Gene Ontology annotation, cellular component: plasma membrane; adherens junction. Gene Ontology annotation, molecular function: protein binding. The record is from RefSeq and is a predicted model, not a curated record. The transcript has 9 exons. NCBI's taxonomy places the organism in Eukaryota, Metazoa, Chordata, Amphibia, Anura, Myobatrachidae.